CAAAAACACUUUAUUUUAAAGGUUUCUGUCACUGAGGAAACAUGGGUUUCAAAGGUGAACAUCAAAAGCCGCAGAAAGGGAAGCUCAAAGCUCCAUCCUCUAUCAUGGCGACCAGACAGACAGCCGUGUUUCUGGUGGUGGUGGUCCUCUCCCUGCCAGGUCUCACCAACUGCUUCCUACACACCAGCUCUGUUGAUGGGCUAUCGAGUACUCAUCGUGACAUCACUCGAAAAGCAAUCCUCAGAAAGACAGCUGAGGUUUGCCGAGACAUUGCUGCUGCUGAAGCACGGGACUUCAGCUUGAAUAUUGAUGACAGCCUGUCAGUUACCCGGGUGCAAAGGGCCUGCUCCUCCUCAUCUAACUCUACAUCUUCCAGCUCUACUGACAUGUUUCAAAAUGCCAUUAAAAGCAUGCACAGGAGCAAUGCAGAUGUGGACAGGUCAUUUCCGCUGGAUGUGGAGUACCAUUUUCACGAUGAGGCCAUCCAGGCAGGACGGAAAAUCAUCACAGAAGGCCUGUCCUCUGUGAAGGCUAAUAUGAGGCUGGGGAACUUUGCGGCUGCUAGGGAGACUCUUGGACGAAUCUGUCACACCCUUCAGGACUUCUACAGCCACAGUAACUGGGCGGAGCUGGAGAAAACAACUCCUUACAGCACUCUGAUCAGACCAGAUCAACCUCUGGAGAACUUGGCAGGUCCAGAUACUCCAACCUGUAAGAGCUGUACAGGAGCGACGAUGUGUGCUGACAACAUUUUGCCUGCAGUGCUGAGUCAGGGCUUAAUCACUUCAGGCUACUUUAACGUCAUCUCUUCAGUAAAACCUGCAGGUAAAUGCAGCCACGGUGGUCAGGCUGACAAGACAAGCACAGUGGACCCAGUGGGGGGAAUCAAUAAGGAUGGUGUAGAGUCUGGUCAUGGCUCAUUUCACAAAAGAGCAGCUAACCUGGCAGUGGAUGCCACUAUGGAGCUACUGGAGGACAUCAGAGUAGCUGCCGGAGACCAGAGCUUCCUGCAAUUGAUGGACCUCUCCCAGGCCCCUGCAUUGUGUUUUGUCAUUGACACUACAGGCAGCAUGAGGGAUGACAUAGAAAGUGCAAAGAAUGUGUCUUUUAACAUUAUUGAUAAGAGGAGAGAAACACAACAGGAGCCCUCUGAAUACAUACUGGUACCGUUCAAUGACCCAGGCAUGUGACUUAGAAUUUUACAGAUGUUCCAAAUGUUGAAUAUGAAAGCUACCAA
Molecule: messenger RNA, 1237 nt
Organism: Acanthochromis polyacanthus (spiny chromis)
Lineage: Eukaryota; Metazoa; Chordata; Actinopteri; Pomacentridae
Product: von Willebrand factor A domain-containing protein 7-like
Exons: 8
Coding region: 42-1190 (382 amino acids)
Source: RefSeq, a predicted model, not a curated record